Hermetia illucens (black soldier fly) is the source of this 2012-nucleotide messenger RNA. It is a transcript of the gene Abi, whose product is annotated as abl interactor 2. Bases 139 to 1542 code for a protein of 467 amino acids. The record is from RefSeq and is a predicted model, not a curated record. Lineage: Eukaryota; Metazoa; Arthropoda; Insecta; Diptera; Stratiomyidae. Gene Ontology annotation, molecular function: SH3 domain binding. The transcript is spliced from 8 exons.
UCUGCACACAGUCUUGAUUACAUUUUCCGAAACAUGUCCAAUGGCUGUCGUCUGUUCACUUAUCGCCGCCGAUAUUCAAUGUAAACUCAAUUCGCGUGCGGUGUUGCUCAGUCAAAACGGUUGCCGAAUGCCUGUAUUAUGAACAGGUAUUCUUGCAAUACAGAUUCUUCCUACCAGGAUCACCAGGGUGUCAUGGCCAGUGAAAACAUCAUGGACGAACUAGCAUCAUUGAUUCGCACGGAAAUUCCGGAGGGACGACAGAGUCUGCGGGAUAGCUUUACCAACUUGGAACGUGUCGCUGAUUAUUGCGAGGACACAUACUACAGAGCGGACAACAAGAAAGCAGCGCUUGAAGCGACCAAGAACUACACGACGCAGUCUCUAGCUAGCGUUGCGUAUCAAAUCAACACGCUCGCCUACAGCUACAUGCAAUUACUCGAUUUGCAAGCACAACAAUUAAGCGAGAUGGAGUCGCAAAUGAAUCACAUCGCACAAACGGUUAUGAUCCACAAAGAAAAAGUUGCACGAAGAGAGAUUGGAGUGCUGACAGCCAAUAAGGUGAGCUGCCGGCAGUAUAAAAUCGUAGCGCCUAUCAACCCCGAGAAACCGAUCAAGUAUGUCCGGAAGCCAAUUGACUACUCGCUCCUAGACGAAAUAGGUCAUGGGGUGAACUCAAGUGGCAGCCGACAAAAGCAUCGGGGCUCCAGUCAGGGCUCGAUUCAGUCGUUAAGCACAAAUCCAUCAGUCGGACCGCCUCCGACAACGAAGCCGCCCACGCCGCCUAACAUGGCACGCGGAAAUACUGGCACGCUGGGCAAGUCCAUUGGGAACACCGGCACGUUGGGCAAAAGUUCGCGAGAGUAUCGAACUCCGCCGGUUGUUAACCCGCCCCAGGUACCAUCGCACUAUGCGCCUAAUUACCCGGUUGGGCAUCCAAAGCGAGCAUCGAGUGCAAGUGCUAGUGUGGCGGGCAGUGACCGCGGCCCGGGCUACAGUGCAUUGCCCAUGCCACCCAGUCAACAGGUUGCCACUCAUGUCAAUUUGCCAUCGAUGGGAAUGAUGCAAACUCUGCCGCCGCCCCCGCCCACAACCUAUGAUGACCGGCACAGUAUGCCUCCACCCCCCUCGCCACUUACCGUCGGCCACGAGAUGUCCGACCAGGGUCAUAUCGGAAUGCACACGUUGGGAAGGAAUAUAAAUAGCCUUAAUUUCACACGACCAGGCUCACAAUCGCCUCCACUGCCACCACCGCCCCCGCCAGAAGAUGAACAUCAAGAUUUCGGUCGUCCACGUACAUCGACUCAAGGGCAGUUGGCUCCAAUUGUUCCGGACGAUCAGAAUUUACCCGGUUGGGUGCCAAAGAAUUACAUCGAAAAAGUUGUUGCAAUCUAUGAUUAUUACGCUGAUAAAGAUGACGAGCUUAGCUUCCAAGAGAGUUCUGUUCUAUAUGUGCUGAAAAAGAACGACGACGGUUGGUGGGAAGGCGUUAUGGAUGGUGUAACUGGCUUGUUUCCUGGCAAUUAUGUUGAACCGUGCGUUUGAAGGAAUUUGAUUUGCAUUUCUACUUUAUAUUCCGCUAAGUAAAAUAAAUAAACUAAAGAACCGACAAAGAAAUAAUACUAGUAAAAAAGUAAAAAGACAUUUUAUAUACAAGAAAUAGAUGCGCUUCUUGAAAAUGGAAUCGAAAAUUAAAGUAUAAAGUAAUAUAAUAUGAAGCAAAUGUAGCAAUAUUUGUAUUCGCUGACAGCUGUUCGGAGAAAUUGGGCCGGUUUUUAGUUUGUUCUUGCAUUUGGUUGCAUUUAAUUGAAGCAGACUGAAUUAUAUUCGGGGCGAAGCUUUGUUUGAAAUAUUUGAACCAUCGUAAUUGCCGUAACUUUAAUAUAAUUUUGUGUCUUAUAUAUUACAGAUUAUUACAAAAAAAGAACGCAUUUAAAAGUUUCGUUCUGCAAUUUAUUAUUAUAUACAAUAUUAGAUAAUUGAAUUAUAAAUAUACGUUGAAAUAUGUGGACAAA